ACACUAAAUAAACAGCCCGCCGUUAUUAUCGAGUCAGAGCAGUGCGAGCAGCAGCGCGUCUCCAUCUUUGUCUGCACAGAACAAAACAGUGCUUUUUUUCUUCGCUUUUUUUUGUCCUAUUUUAAAACUCGACAUGCCCAAGAGAAAGGCUGACGGAGACAAGGCUGCCAAAGCCAAGGAAGAGCCAACCAGACGCUCUGCGAGACUGUCUGCCAGACCGGCUCCCCCGAAACCAGCUCCCAAGCCUAAGAAGGCUGCCCCCAAGAAACCAGGAAAGGGGAAGAAGGCCAACCCCGCUGAGAAUGGCGAGGCCAAGUCUGACCAGGCACAGAAGGUGGAAACCACAGGAGAUGCCAAAUGAAAAGCCAAGUUAUUGUUUGAAUCCUCUGUGUACUUGGUGACUGUACAGUUUGAAAUAACUAUUUUUUACCAAGUUUUAUAUUAAGAAUAUCGUUUAUAGUUAGUUGUUUGCCUUCAUGUCCAUUUUUAAUGAAGCCGUCCGUACCUUGCUAAAACAUUUUCCGCCCUGGCAAAAUUAGUUCCGAACUCAUGAAAUGUGUGAGAUUUUUAUUUCUUGCAUUCUGGUUCUUUUCGAUAUUUUUUAAACACCAAACAUUAUCAUAAGGCAGCUAUAGUGUGUUUUAAACUGUUCUUGUGUGCUUACAGAAAUACUGUAUUUUAAAUCUCGCAUUAUGUUGUAAUUAACGCAGUUAAAAAAGUAGCGAUCGCAGAAAUUCGGAAUAGGGAACCAACCAUGGAUAAAUUCACGAUGAGAAAUGUGUAAUCUUCUCCAAAAUGGUCAAAUGUUUUAUUAAGUUAUAUGCUUCAAUAUUGGAAAGAUAAUUUGUGAAUCUUAAAUUACUUGUUCUAAAUGGUUUUGAAUAAAUAAAGAUUUCAAAAAACG
This is a messenger RNA of Trichomycterus rosablanca, 904 nucleotides long. RefSeq names its product high mobility group nucleosomal binding domain 2 (gene hmgn2). Gene Ontology annotation, cellular component: chromatin; nucleus. The transcript has 6 exons. Gene Ontology annotation, molecular function: nucleosomal DNA binding. Lineage: Eukaryota; Metazoa; Chordata; Actinopteri; Siluriformes; Trichomycteridae. The coding region runs from base 134 to 361 and encodes 75 amino acids. Gene Ontology annotation, biological process: chromatin organization. The record is from RefSeq and is a predicted model, not a curated record.